Solea solea (common sole) is the source of this 1903-nucleotide messenger RNA. RefSeq names its product xeroderma pigmentosum, complementation group A (gene xpa). Gene Ontology annotation, cellular component: nucleotide-excision repair factor 1 complex. Gene Ontology annotation, biological process: base-excision repair; nucleotide-excision repair, DNA damage recognition; nucleotide-excision repair involved in interstrand cross-link repair. Gene Ontology annotation, molecular function: damaged DNA binding. Lineage: Eukaryota; Metazoa; Chordata; Actinopteri; Pleuronectiformes; Soleidae. The record is from RefSeq and is a predicted model, not a curated record. The transcript has 5 exons. The coding region runs from base 200 to 1018 and encodes 272 amino acids.
AGAAGAAGAAACCGGAAACAUGGAUGUUGUUUGAUAGGUGAACAACAGACCAUUCAAAUAACUUUAAAACGGCACCGGAAACAGGCAUGUUUUACUUUGGUAACAACAGCCUGUCAACAGAGCAUAAUUCCGAGUCUAUUACGGGGAGCAGUUAGUUUGAUUCGCCCUCAUGCGGUGAUCAUUGUAUGAGGGAAACAACAUGGACACAGAGGCAGUGGACGCUGCUGGACCCGAACCAGAGCAGAGUCCGAAUUCCGAACUCUCUGCAGCAAUGCGGGCCAAGAUCGAGAGGAACCGGCAACGCGCUCUGAUGCUCCGACAGGCCCGGGUCGCCAGCCGCCCUUUGUCUGCUGUGGAGGGAGCAACGUCUUCCAAAGUGUCCAAAACCGUCGACUCUGGUGGAGGUUUCUUCAUCGAGGAGGAGGAGGAGGGAGAAGAAGAGCACAGGACCAGGAGGGUGGUGCACGAGCCAGCUCCAGUGAUUAAGCCAGACUACUUGGUGUGCGAUGACUGUGGAAAACCCUUCAUGGACUCUUACCUCAGCAACAGCUUUGACCUCUCCGUGUGUGACAAGUGCAGGGACAAUGAGGAGAAGCACAAGCUGAUCUCCAGAACAGAGGCCAAGCAGCAGUACCUGCUCCAGAACUGUGACCUGGACAAGCGAGAUCCUCCACUCAGGUUUAUACUGAAGAAAAACCCUCACAACUCACGCUGGGGGGAUAUGAAGCUCUACCUCAAAGUACAGGUGGAGAACAGAUGUAUGGAGGUGUGGGGUUCAGAGGAGGCUCUGGAGGAGGCCAAGGAAACAAGGGAAGGAAACCGAGAGGUGAAGAAACAAAAACGCUUCAACAAGAAAGUCAAAGAGCUGCGCAGGGCAGUGAGGAGCAGCAUGUGGACCAAAACAACCACUGCUCACCAGCAUCAGUAUGGACCAGAGGAGGUGGUGGACCCAGAGGACGACCUGUACAAGAAAACCUGCACCACCUGCGGACAUGAACUCACCUACGAGAAGAUGUAAACACACACACACACACACACCAUUUCUCCUACAUAAGGAGCCAAUAUCACUCUUGCAUUAUUACGUUAUUUCUCCUUUAAAAGGCAGUUUAGUCACGCCAGUUCUAACAGUGACUCUGGAGUUUCCGUUGCUAUUUUUAGCAGAAACUUAACAGAUUGCCUCUCACUGCUGUUGCUGGUUGCUAUACUUCCUGUUAGGAAUCUCCUUUUACAAAUCAAGGGAGACACAAUGUUGAAACUUUCAAUUUCAUGGUCCUCAAAAUGUGAAUUUUGAGGUGGUGCUUUGUUUUAGUUUGUACCAACUGUUUUUGGACUGAAUUGAGACAUCAUUUUAAAUGACAGUCAAAUGAAUUCUAAAGUGUCCAACGUCACAACCAGGUCUAAAAGCUGCUUAUUAAUUUAUUAGCUUAUUAAUCUUUUUCAUCUGAACGGAAUCAGAUUACAGCAUUGUGCCACUGCUCAGCUCAAACCUCUCUCAUCAUACUUUUUUUUUUUUUAAUAACAUCAAUUUAGUAAUUACAAUGUAGACAUUUGGCUGGGCAAAGAUGUAGUUAGAAAUUAUUCUGGUGUGAUGUCAUUCAGAUGUUUACAUGGCGAUGAUACAGAGAGACGGUGCUAUGGCUUUACUCAAGACUAUGAUUAAAGACCUGACAUCUUUGCAUCCUCAAGUAAAAGCUGUCACAUUCAUGUUGUGGCAGUUCAAUCUAAGUGCAAGUGUAGAUCCUGUAGUUUAUUAAAGGUAAAAAUGUCAUGAUCUGUGUUUUUUUUCUUUCUUUCUUCACAGUAAUGUGCUAUAAAUAAUAAGGUGGUCUAAUAUUUUCGGCCAUUUGUACCAUUUUGUUCAAGUUGCAGAUUUUUUUUUUUUUAAUAAAUCACUUUAAAUGCA